AUGGCGCUACGUUUGAACAUUGGUAUUGACGUGGCACGUGGUAUGCGUUAUUUGCACGAACUCGCUGCACGCCCAGUAAUCCAUCGCGAUCUCAAUUCGCAUAAUAUCCUGUUGCAUGAAGAUGGCCAUGCGAACUUGCGGUGGAUGGCGCCGGAAAUCUUCACUCAAUGUGGACGAUAUGACCGUAAAGCUGACGUGUUUAGUUUUGCGCUAUGUAUUUGGGAGCUUCAUGCUGCGGAAUUACCGUUCGCUCAUCUGAAACCAGCAGCCGCAGCUGCCGAAAUGGCUUAUAAAAGAGGUGAUCAAUAA
Gongylonema pulchrum is the source of this 309-nucleotide messenger RNA. NCBI's taxonomy places the organism in Eukaryota, Metazoa, Nematoda, Chromadorea, Rhabditida, Gongylonematidae. The record is from the annotation of a GenBank genome assembly.